Molecule: messenger RNA, 1100 nt
Organism: Papilio polytes (common Mormon)
Lineage: Eukaryota; Metazoa; Arthropoda; Insecta; Lepidoptera; Papilionidae
Exons: 1
Coding region: 420-1100 (226 amino acids)
Source: RefSeq, a predicted model, not a curated record
UACAUUUAUUUAUUUAUCAUUUAUUUAUAAUAUUACAUUCACGCAUUCACACAUAAACAUUCACAACUCACAACAUAACAUCACAUUCAUAACUCACAAACACAUUUCAAUUUAUAUAUUUUAUAUGGCAAAACUUUAUACAUACAGACAGACACGCACACUCCACAUUCACACUAUAUAAUUUCAACGCGCUGCAGAGCGCCGCCCGCGGCGCGUACGCACAACGUGCAACUGCAAAUCAUGCACCGCGCCGCGCCGGCCGGCCAACAGUCGCCUCGCGCUGCUACACUGUGCUGACACCUCGCUCGUUUGCCCUCUCGCCCGCCAUUUUGUUUACGUAUUUUCUUUCUUUAUAUUGUUUCAUAUCGUUUUGUGUUAGUUUUUAAUUUGUGUACGUUGCAUCGUACGUUAUAUCGUGUAUGUGCACAAAUAAACUACAUAGUGGUUUACCUCUAAAAUUGGUGACCCCGAACAAAGAACACGUAAGUCGUUACUGUAUUACUUACAAAAUGGAGGACGCGCAGGACGCGCGUAUACCAUCGGCGUGCGACAACGAGAUCGCCGAAUUAAGGCAAAUGAUUGCAUUGUUAACGCAACAGAUUGACAUACAAUGCUCUGCCCCCGACUCCACCUGCCGACAUCGACAACACAGUCAGGAGCAUACAGCAUUGAAGCACCGACGUCAGCAGCAUCGCGCUAAAAUACAAAAGCGCCAACAGCAACCUGCUCCAGCACCAGCUGAGCCAGCAAUCUGCUGGUAUCACUCCAAAUACCAGGACAAGGCAGUGAAGUGCGUCCAGCCGUGCACUUACAAGCCCGACACCACCUCGACGAUGGCAACAGACGGUUGCCCACCUACAGGUCGCCUCUUCGUGACCGACCGCCGCAGCAACACCCGCUUCCUGGUGGACACCGGAAGCGACAUCUGCGUCUACCCUCGCGCGGCGCUUCGCGAGCGCCGGCAGAAAACAAAUUUUGUGCUCAGUGCGGCUAAUGGAAGUGACAUAGAUACCUACGGCUUUAUUGACCUGUGUCUAGACUUAGAUUUAAGACGUAAUUAUCAGUGGGUUACGCUAAAUUUAGCAAACAAGGCGUCGUAA